This is a messenger RNA of Paramisgurnus dabryanus, 1275 nucleotides long. RefSeq names its product beta-1,3-galactosyl-O-glycosyl-glycoprotein beta-1,6-N-acetylglucosaminyltransferase 4-like. Gene Ontology annotation, molecular function: acetylglucosaminyltransferase activity. NCBI's taxonomy places the organism in Eukaryota, Metazoa, Chordata, Actinopteri, Cypriniformes, Cobitidae. The record is from RefSeq and is a predicted model, not a curated record. Gene Ontology annotation, cellular component: membrane.
AUGAGAAGAUUGAUGUGUCAUUGCAACCAGAUAAAGGUUCUCUUUAUCUUUUUAACACUGACACUACUAUGUGUUUUUAUUUUUCGGGAAGCAAGAGUGUCUGAGAGGCCACGGUUCAUAGUAAAAUAUGGCAUUAACUGCUCAGCAAUAUAUGACAUGGAACCAGUGGAAGUGGGCAAAUCAUUAGUUGCCCGAAAAAAUGAAUAUGUGGGGCCAACUGACAUGAAUAUUUUAAAUGCCACCUCUGAUUGUGAUUGGUUUAUAGCGUCAAAGGGUUAUAAUGCGGUACAAGGGUCUGAAUUUGAACGUGAAUUUCCUCUGGCUUACUCUUUGGUCGUUCACAAGAAUGCAGAUCUUGUGGAGAGGUUGCUAAGGGCCAUUUAUAUGCCACAUAAUGUUUAUUGCAUACAUUAUGACCUGAAGUCUUCAGAUGACUUUAUUUCAGCGAUGCAAGGUCUGGCCCGCUGCAUCCCUAACGUCUUCAUUGCCUCAAAACUGGAGAGGGUGCAGUAUGCAGGCAUCUCACGCCUCAAAGCAGAUCUCAAUUGUCUGUCUGAUCUCCUGGAGUCUGAGGUGAAGUGGAAGUAUGUCAUCAAUCUGUGUGGUCAGGACUUUCCACUGCGGACGAAUGCUGAACUAGUGUCAGAUCUAAAGAAGCUUAAUGGCACGAACAUGGUGGAGACCAGACAGCCUGGUACGAAGACUUGGCGCUGGAGAUUUCGCAAAGCCCUGAAGAAUAACAUAUCUGAAUACUAUGAAUCACCUAAAAACCUUUCUGAGGAGAAAUCCCCACCACCUCAUAACAUAGAAAUGUUUGUGGGCAGUGCAUAUUUUACAAUCUCACGAGAAUUUGCCAUUUUUGUUCAGUUGAGUUCUUUAGCCAGACGUUUUUUAGCUUGGUCUGAGGACACAUACUCACCUGAUGAACAUUUUUGGGCAACUCUUGUUCGUGUGCCUGGAGUACCAGGAGAGGUGCCAAGAUCUGACCCUGAUAUCACCGAACUGAUAAGUAAAACGCGUCUGGUGAAGUGGCUUGGUUUUGAAAAUAUUCAUUACCCACCAUGCACUGGAGUCUAUCAAAGGGAAGUGUGUAUUUUUGGUGCUGCUGAGCUCAGAUGGCUUCUUGAUUAUGGUCACUGGUUUGUUAACAAAGUGGACCCAAAGGUGGAUCCUAUUCUUAUUGAAUGUUUAGAGGAGAAGCUUUUGGAAAAACAAUUGAUGUCAAAACAACAGUCAAAUCUUUUGGGACAGACAAGGGGUUGCUCCACACUUUGA